Messenger RNA from Fonsecaea monophora, 2709 nucleotides. RefSeq lists its product as hypothetical. Gene Ontology annotation, biological process: DNA-templated transcription. The record is from RefSeq and is a predicted model, not a curated record. Lineage: Eukaryota; Fungi; Ascomycota; Eurotiomycetes; Chaetothyriales; Herpotrichiellaceae. Gene Ontology annotation, molecular function: oxidoreductase activity; zinc ion binding; DNA binding. The transcript has 7 exons. The coding region runs from base 1 to 2709 and encodes 902 amino acids.
AUGGCGGACGUUGAGAUUCCCCAGAACUGCAUUGCGGGAUGCGUCGAAGAUGCCGGCCAGUCCUUUCGAUUGAUUCUCGAUCAUGUCCCUGUACCCCGACCAGGCCCUGAUGAGAUCUUGUUAAAGCUGGACGCCUCGGGAAUUUGUUAUUCCGACAUACACUACAUGUUGGAAGAUCUGCCAACCCCGAGGUUGGCAGAUUACGGUCUGAGGUCCCCGGGACACGAAGGGAUUGGCUCAGUCGUCAGCCUGGGGAGCAAUGUCAAGGACUGGAAGAUAGGGGACAGAGGAGGAGUCAAGCCAAUUUGGGAUGCGUGCAUGAACUGCGAGUUGUGCUGGGACGGGAGGGAGACUUAUUGUCCCAAGGCAAUUCAUACGGGAUGCAUGAAGACUGGGACAUAUCAGCAGUAUAUCCUGUCCCCUGCAAAGUACACAACCAGGAUUCCUCCCGAGCUCAAGUCCGCAGAGGCUGCGCCGCUCAUGUGUGCGGGUUCCACCAUGUAUCGGAGUAUCAAGGAGUCAGGACUCAAACCUCAGCAAUGGGCCUGCAUCUUAGGCGCGGGCGGAGGCGUGGGUCACCUUGGUAUUCAGAUCGCCAAAGCCAUGGGCCUCCGGGUAAUCGGCAUUGAUGGCGGUCCAGAAAAAGAGAAAAUGUGUAUGAAAUUAGGCUGCCAUGCCUUCGUUGACUUCUCGAAGGUUCAGAAUAUCCCAGAGGAAGUGGUUAGACUCACCGAUGGAAAAGGAGCACACGGAGUCUUUGUGACGGCGACCAGCCCGAAAGCCUACACCAUGGGCAUAGAAAUGCUGCGAAUUGGCGGUGUUUUGAUGUGUGUCGGACUGCCACCAUUCGGCACGGCGGUUGCUGGUGGAGAUCCGGCCUUGUUCAUUGGAAAGAAUAUACGUGUCACAGGCACCCAGGUUGGGUCGAUGAAAGACACUCAUGAUGUUCUUGAUUUGGCUGUCAGGCUCCGGAAAAAAACGCGGCGUGCACCAGAUCGAGGGCCGAUCCUGGGGGCCAGCGACCUCGUGAACCAGAGUGAGCUUUGGCCUGGUGUAUUGCUGGAAACAGGGGACGAGAUCAGAAAAUUGGGAGACCGCUCCGUGAUUGAACUCCCUGAUUAUGUCCAGCCAGCACCUGGCUGGCUAUGGACUGAUGAGUUCCAGUACUUGAGUUCGAAGGGUGCUUUCAGGAUGCCACCGCCGCCGCUGCUCAGGGAGCUGAUAUCUGCCUAUGUUGAAUGGGUCCACCCGGUCUGCCCGAUCGUUGAGACUCGGGUUGUUGAUUCUGUCCUUGCGCUAUCCGACCAUCCCAAGAUAAGCUUACUCCUCCUCCAAGCCCUUAUUUACGCUGGCUCAGUAUUCAUCGAGGAAGGCAAACUUCGGUUGUUCGGGCUUGCAGAUAGAUUCACGGCUCAGACUGUCUUCUUCGAACGUGUCAAGCUGUUGUUCGAUUUCAACUACGAGUGCGACCGCCUUUGCCUAUUGCAGACCACAAUUCUGAUGUCCUUCUCUCAAGACUGGUCAAGGCCCUUGAAAGACAGCCGCUACUAUCUGAAUCUCGCCCAUUCAAUAGCUCUGCUGAUGGGGCUUUCUGAGGAGGACACAUAUUCCAAAUACCGCCCGGACAUAAAUCACCGUUUGAGACGCAUCUGGUGGUCUCUGUAUUGCCGAGAUAAAUUCGUGGCCAUCUCAACAAUGCAGCCCCCUUUGAUCAAAGAGGCCGACUUCCAUGUUGAUCCGCCAAUGCUUCCGGCAAAUAAUCUGGCACCCACAGGUGCAUUGUCAACGUUUCAAGAAUCAUUUCGUCCAGGGCAGGACAACGACCCCGAACUCGAGACUGACGAGUGUCAGUUUACUCUGCCCUUUGUUGAACAAACGAGACUUUGUUUGCAAAUCGGUCGCGUUUUAGACGAUCUAUACUACCCAGUCAGCGUUUUUACUGAGCCUUCUCAUACCGGUGUCUUGUUGACAGCUCGCCCAGUUCCCCAGGCGACUGUAAGGGCUCUCCAGCAAAGUCUCACAAUAUGGUGGGGAAACCUCGAACACCCUUUACGCCUAAACCUUCUCGACAUGGAUGGCGAGAUUCCGAUGGAACCGUAUCAGAAAAGACGAAUCAUCCAUGGCGGACUGCUUUCUAUGUUCUAUUUCGCCACGUCAAUGGCUUUGCACCGGUGGCCAACUAUGUUGAUGAGCAUACCUGGCAAUCCCCUAUCCGAGGGACAAUCAUGCAACCAUUUAUCCCUUGAAUCGGACUCACACAUGAUUCUUCAUGUAUGGAACAUUCUAAGUUCCAUUGACGUGGACAAAGUCGUCGGGCUCGGAGGCCACCUCUGCGUGAUUGAAGCAAUCAACAUUCUCGGCAUUGCGCGGCAUGGGCAGAACCACCCUUUUUUAUCUGCAGCCCGCAUCAAAGACAUGAGGAUGUGCCUACAGACCCUCAAAAUCGUCGAAAACGUCUGUCAAGGCAUACAGGACGCGCGAAGCACACUGGAGGCCAUACUAGGACAGGCUGAACAACGGUAUUCCCGUCUCAUCACGUUUACCUUUACCUCGUCACCACCCGUCUCCGAGCGGACUUCUUGCACGAGUCCGCCACAAGAAGAAGAAGGAGAAGACAAGAUCGAUCUGAGCGACGUCGGACCUCAGGCCACAGACUUUUGCACGAGUGGAGAGUCGGUGUGGCUCGGAGAAAGUCCAGUACGGUUCUAG